Messenger RNA from Musca domestica (house fly), 857 nucleotides. RefSeq names its product protein lifeguard 1-like. The coding region runs from base 85 to 816 and encodes 243 amino acids. NCBI's taxonomy places the organism in Eukaryota, Metazoa, Arthropoda, Insecta, Diptera, Muscidae. The transcript is spliced from 2 exons. Gene Ontology annotation, cellular component: membrane. The record is from RefSeq and is a predicted model, not a curated record.
CAAAUACUUUUUGUACAGAGGGUCUUUUUCAUUAUUUAUACACAUGUCAUAAUUGAAAAUAAAAGAAAACCCCCAAUUCUCCAAAUGAGAUCAGCUGGAGGUUCUGCCAUUGCUAACCAUGAUAUUGAACAGGGCAAUCAGCCAUAUACAGAAUUUGAAAAUGAUUCGAUACGAAGAAAAUUCAUUCAAAAAGUCUAUUUGAUAUUGACGGCUCAGAUAAUCGCUACCAUGGGACUGGUCUGGGCUCUAAUAUCCUGGGAUAUAUUUUAUGAAUUCAUUCAAGAACAUCCUGUUGCGCUGUAUGUAGCACUGGUUAUCAUCUUAGUUUUGGCAAUAUUCAUGUCAUUGUGCAACGCCUACCGACGCAUCUCGCCCUACAAUUACAUAUGCCUGAUACUUUUUACCCUGGCGCAAACAUUUUUAGUAGCUGUUAUUUGCUGUCGAUUUGAUACAAAGGUCAUACUGAUGGCAGGUGGUUUAACGGCUCUUAUCAGCAUUUCCCUUUCGCUGUAUGCAAUGCAAACAAAAUGUGAUUAUACAGCGAUCGGAGGUGUCCUAUUGAUUUCAAUUAUUGUGCUUAUGGUGCUGGGAUUGCUGCUGCUUUUCUUUCGCACUCAUGUCAUGAUGCUGAUCUAUUGUUCGUUGGGCGUGUUUCUAUAUUCAAUUUUCAUCAUCUAUAACACCCAAUUGAUGAUGGGCGGCAAACAUGCCUAUGAGAUUAGUCCAGAAGACUAUGUUUUUGCUGCUUUAAAUCUUUACAUUGAUAUUGUGCAAAUAUUUUUAUUUUUACUACAUUUGUUGGGAAGCGAUAACUAAUGGGUAGAGAUAAAUAUAUUUUUAUUUAAUUUAAAAAAUAA